AUGGCGGGAAAGACGACCGAGAAACCCUAUGGCAACAACAUCGAGCAGAACGCACACGUUCAACAAGGCCCAGUGUCUUCGGGAAACCAAACUCAGGGCCGUGCUAAUUCCUCAAGGCCAAAUGAGAAUGCUGCCCUUAAGGACGAGAGUACCAAACGGGAAGCCACACAAGGAAAAGAGAAUAGGAAUGUUCAUGCGUCGAGAACUAACGAACAAACUUCCGACCAGAAGACAUUUAUCAAGAAAGAUGCCACUCACGGAAGAGAAAACCAGCUAAAAGACACAACAAAACCAGACCUAAAGGGAAAGGGAAAUGACCAAAACAAUGGAAUGGCUAAAGGAAACGCCCCAAUCACCAGCGAUCGGUAUACAGUUGGAAGGACAGCGACUCCUCCACCAAAUCGACCGGCCUCGUUUGGUACAUACUCGGCCAGUCCAGAAAAGAUGUCCGAUAAUGCCGCCAGGGUUAGCAAGAAUGACCAACCAGCCGCGUCCAGCUCAGGGCCAAACAGCACCACUGUCGACAAAAUGCAGGAUAAAGCUAAACCGCAAGAUCCACGGUCUAGGGGUGAAAUGACAAACUUGUCUGCAAAGGCUUGCCAAAGAGCUGCAACGGACCGCAGUACGCCAAUAAGUAGCAGACCGUCAUCCCCCAGCAAGUUGACUACUGAAACAAAUGUUCAAUCGGCUCCACGUUCCACGUUAAAGGGUGGAAGAACGAACAACGUCAUGGAAGACGCUACCAUCGCAUCUGGGCAAUCCACGAAGGCAAAAAAGAAGACCCGUAGAGGCAGGAAGAAGAAGCAGCCAUCUACUAUGGACCAAGAGGAUGCAGCAACUGAUAAUAGUUCAAAAUCUGACGCAUCGAGCCCGACUAAGUCGGAUGCCCCUUCCAAGACAGCCACCGGGAACAAGUCAAUGGAGAUUGUAGCGGCUAGUAUGAACCCAGCGACUGUUAUCGGAAAAGUGGAUAUAGAUACGAAGGAGCAAUCGAGCAAAGGGAAUUGGGUAAGGGGCCGUGCUCCGUCUCCAGUUAAACGAGAUGGGAUUGAGCGCACUAAGAUCGACGAUGUUUUCAAUGCCAAAGCCACAGCGCCCAAGAACGAAGAGCCUGUGAAUAGUGACCAAAGCCCGGCAAACGGUGGCCGUGAAGAAGAAGCUUUCGCAGGUGUCGGCAGCGGCCAGGGUCCAAGUUUCACGAAGGCUGUUAAAAAACGAAACCGGCCGCGGCCUAGCAAGGCAGAGAAGCUUCCAAACAGGCAAGCUGCUACCCAAGCUGAUUCUCGAGGGCUUGAGAACAACACCCAAGAUAUAUAUGAAAGACCUGGACUAGAGGAUGAUACGAAUGAUCGUUCAAUGAUUAGUAUCGCGGAUAUACCUUCGGACGACGAACUUGGAGCUGAAAAAAUGGAAGAGAUCUUCGGAAGAAAUGACGUGCCUGAUUCGAGCAAGCUGGAGUGUGUUAAGGUCAUCAUGAUGAAGCAAAGCCAAAUCAUCGCGCGAAAAACUCAGCUGGUGAACAAGUAUCACAGAGAAAACGAGGAGUUGCAGGAAACAGUGGGGGAGUUAGACUCCAGUAUCUUGACUCAGGAGGACGACAACAGCGAGCAACAGGUACAAAUCGACAAGCUAAAAGCGAUGGUGGACGAAUUUCAGCGACGGCUGCAAAAUCAAGAGUCGUUCAUUAAAAUUGCCGAGCAGGACAAAUCUCGACUGGAAGAAGAACUUAAUUCUAGCUCAACAUCACUCAAGAGCAUGGAAAACGAGAGGAAGGCACUCAAAGAAUCAGUUUCCAAAAUGGAAAAGGAUAUGGUCCUGAUGCAAAAUGAUAUAGCACAGCUAAUCGGAGAAAGGCACGGGUUUCUCGCGACGAUCAGCAACUACGAAUCAGAUCGGGACAUGCUGCUGUGUCAGUUACAAAAUGGCCCUACGCAGGAAGAAAAUGUUCGUCUGCAGGCUGAGCUCCUGGAGAAAAAUGCUGAGCUCGUUGUUGCCAAUCAAAACUUCAAUGAUUUGCAGAGGGAGUAUAUAGCCCUGAAAAAACGUAGGGGGAAGGAGCAGGGGAAGCGCAGGUUAUCGGCAUUGAGUACAGAAUUGUCGCUUCUGGGGGAUGAAAAGGAGGAGGACUGGGAGCCGGACAUAGAUCAGAGCGGCGUGGAGAGAAACCCUUUCGCCCCGCUGCCGUCUUCAGUCACGACGCCUACGCUUUUCCAAUUUGGCGAACUAGCCACCUAUGGGAAUGGGGUGGAGAAGAACGAGACUAGGUUGAACAUCCUAAAGACGUUCCUGCACCAGACAGACGAGGAAGCUAAGAAUUCAGAAUCUCCUAUAUGUCUGAAUGCCGGCACUCAGACAGAAAUUAUACCGAGCACCUUGAGCUCCACACCAAAGAAUGAGCCAGAAGUGUCGGAAGCUUCGACGCAAACACCGGCAUACGUGGAACAUGGCACCCACGGCUCAACCCAGACAAACGUGGUGGAAAUGUUGGAGGCUUCCACGCAGACCAUCGCAGGGGCCGGCGUGUAUGAGCUGGGGAUGCUUGAAGCUUCCACACAGACAGUGUGCGAACUUGGUGUCUCUAGAGGGAAUCAGACAGCUAAACUGGACACUCUGGAGGCCUCCACACAGGCAGUGUGCGAACCUGGUAUCUCUAGAGGGAAUCAGACCGUUAAACUGGACAGUCUGGAAGCCUCCACACAGACAGAGGUGGGAGCGAAGGUUCAUGAAGUGAAAAUGGUGGAAGCUUCUACACAAACCGAUAUAGCGGCUGGGGUUUGCGAGACGAAAGACGUGCUGGUGCAGACGGAGCCAGUAACUGUUACUCAAGGAAGCGAACUAGCACGGAGUCUGAGACUUGCCCUCAUAAUGUUUGCUUGGGCCGCUAUAAUACUCUGGGGACAUAAGGAGGAUCAGCGAUUGUGGCUUGAUGCCAAUGGUGUGUCCCGAGCCGGCCUUGUAGGUAUGAGAGACAGGUCCCUGGGCCCAUUUCUAUGGAUAGAGCAGUUGAGGUAUGAGCUCAUUGUCUGUUUGCAGGUAGACCGGGUCCUCCCUGGAUGA
This is a messenger RNA of Blastomyces dermatitidis ER-3, 3057 nucleotides long. RefSeq lists its product as uncharacterized. The record is from RefSeq and is a predicted model, not a curated record. Bases 1 to 3057 code for a protein of 1018 amino acids. The transcript has a single exon. NCBI's taxonomy places the organism in Eukaryota, Fungi, Ascomycota, Eurotiomycetes, Onygenales, Ajellomycetaceae.